Messenger RNA from Notolabrus celidotus (New Zealand spotty), 5183 nucleotides. RefSeq names its product NLR family CARD domain-containing protein 3-like. The record is from RefSeq and is a predicted model, not a curated record. The transcript is spliced from 12 exons. Gene Ontology annotation, molecular function: protein binding. NCBI's taxonomy places the organism in Eukaryota, Metazoa, Chordata, Actinopteri, Labriformes, Labridae. The coding region runs from base 136 to 3630 and encodes 1164 amino acids.
CUCAGUCUUGAGUUCCCCUCCUUCCUCCUCAGUCUAGUUUCAGUUUAAAGGUCGGUCCUGCAUCGUGAACAUCGUGAAGUUCAAAUCAAGAGAAGCCUGAAUAGGCUGACAGGUGUCCUCUGCAGGCUGCUUGUCAUGGGACAGGUGGGGGUGAUGGACACCAUCUCUCUGCAGAUGUGUUGUCUGUGUGGGAAGGACACUCCCACCUUGAAAACCGGCUUGUGUGGGGAUGGGACUGAAGCUCAGAGGAUCCUUGAGCGAGACGAUCCUGAGCCUGCACCCAGUUAUUUGUCCAUGAAGAGCAACCAGUCGAUGGCGGACCCGAUUCAGUUUGGAGUAUCUGGAAAUGAAAGGCUACAGCUGCAGAGACCAGACUUUUGUGAGCCCAGGUGUCUGUCCAUCAAGUCCCACCAGUCCAAGUCUGACUAUAUUUACUUUAACGGAGGACCUCCAUGUAAGGAUCAGAUAAUCCUUGAAAGAGUAGACGAUCCUGAACCUGCAACCAGCUGUUUGUACAUGAAGAGCAACCAUUCGAUGGCAGAUCCGAUUCAGUUUGAAAAAUCUGCUGAUGAAAGAGUCGACCCACAGAGUGCAGAAACCAGCAGUCAGUCAGAUCUGCAGAAUCAAACCGACCUGGACUCUGUAUUUCAGCGGCUGGAGGACAAUGUCCUCACUUUGGUGAAGGAUGAGCUGAAGAGGUUGAAGAAGGUUCUGAGUUCAGACUGCGCAGAACCCUCAGAGAGUUUGAAGGAGGAAGAGGAUGAGGUACAGAAAAGGAGCAGCAGUGCGGCUUUGAUGAAGAUUGUAGUGUACCUCCUCAGGGCCAUGGAGCACGAGGGGCUGGCUGACAUUCUGCAGAGCAGAUGUCCUGAUCAACUUUGUGUGCAGCAGAAACUUAAAUCUAACCUGAAGAAGAAAUUCCAGCGUGUCUUCGAGGGGAUUGCUAAAACAGGGAACCUGACCUUACUGAACCAGAUCUACACAGAGCUCUACAUCACAGAGGGAGGGAGCGCAGAGAUCAGUGAUAAACAUGAAAUCAGACAGAUCGAAACAGCAUGCAGGAAAACAAGCAAACCAGAAACAACCAUCAGACAAGAAGACAUCUUCAAACCCUCUCCUGGGAGAGAUGGACCAGUCAGAACAGUGCUGACAAAGGGAGUGGCUGGCAUCGGGAAAACAGUCUUAACACAGAAGUUCACUCUGGACUGGGCUGAAGACAAAGCCAACCAGGACAUCCAGUUCACAUUUCCCUUCACUUUCAGAGAGCUGAAUGUGCUGAGAGAGAGAAAGUUCAGCUUGGUGGAACUUGUUCAUCACUUUUUCACUGAAACCAGAGAAGCUGGAUUCAGGAGGUUUGAAGAGUUCCAGGUUUUGUUCAUCUUUGACGGUCUGGAUGAGUGUCGACUUCCUCUGGACUUCAGCAAAAAUCAGAUCCUGACUGAUGUUACGGAGUCCACUUCAGUGGAUGUGCUGCUGACAAACCUCAUCAAGGGAAACCUGCUCCCCUCUGCUCGCCUCUGGAUCACCACCCGACCUGCAGCAGCCAAUCAGAUCCCUCCUGCGUGUGUUGAUGUGGUGACAGAGGUCAGAGGGUUCACUGACCCUCAGAAGGAAGACUACUUCAGGAAGAGGUUCAGUGAUAAGAAGCAGGCCAGCAGAGCCAUCUCCCAAAUCAAGACAUCACCAAGCCUCCACAUCAUGUGCCACAUCCCGGUCUUCUGCUGGAUCACUGCUACAGUUCUGGAGGAUGUGUUCAACACCAGAGAGGGAGGAGAGCUGCCCAGGACCCUGACUGAGAUGUACAUUCACUUCCUGGUGGUUCAGACCAAACGGAAGAACAUCAAGUAUAACGGAGGAGCUGACAUGGAUUCACACUGGGAUAAAAGAAACAGACAGACGAUCGUGUCUCUGGGAAAACUGGCUUUUGAGCAGCUGCAGAAAGGAAACCUGAUCUUCUAUGAGUCCGACCUGACAGAGUGCGGCAUCCAUACCAGAGAGGCCCCAGUGACCUCAGGAGUGUUCACACAGAUCUUCAAAGAGGAGAGAGGACUUUACCAGGACAAGGUGUUCUGCUUCAUCCAUCUGAGCGUUCAGGAGUUUCUGGCCGCUCUUCAUGUCCAUCUGACCUUCACCAACUCUGGACUCAACCUGCUGUCAGGAGCCCACACAGCAUCUAACAAUACUCAGGAGACACAGUUCUACCAGAGUGCUGUGGACCAGGCUUUACAGAGCCCAAACGGACAUCUGGACUUGUUCCUGCGCUUCCUCCUGGGUCUUUCACUGCAGACCAAUCAGACUCUCCUGAGAGGUCUGCUGACACCAGCAGAUACUAGCUCACAGACCAAUCAGGAAACAGUCCAGCACAUCAAGAAGAAGAUCAGUGAGGAUCUGUCUGCAGAGAGAAGCAUCAACCUGUUCCACUGUCUGAAUGAACUGAAUGAUCUUACUCUUGUGGAGGAGAUCCAACAGGCCCUGAGAUCAGGACGUCUCUCUCCAGAUGGACUCUCUCCUGCUCAGUGGUCAGCUCUGGUCUUUAUCUUACUGUCCUCAGAGAAAGACCUGGACGUGUUUGACCUGAAGAAAUACUCAGACUCCGAGGAGGCUCUUCUGAGGCUGCUGCCAGUGGUCAAAGCCUCCCACAAAGCUUUGCUGGGUGGAUGUAACCUCUCAGAGAGAAGCUGUGAGGCUCUGUCCUCAGUUCUGAGCUCACAGUCCUCCAGUCUCAGAGAGCUGGACCUGAGCAACAACGACCUGCGGGACUCAGGAGUGAAGAUUCUGUCAGAGGGACUCAAGAGUCCACACUGCACCCUGGAAGUUCUCAGGCUGUCAGGCUGUCUGAUCUCAGGAGAUGGCUGUGCUUCUCUGGCCUCAGCUCUGAGCUCCAACCCUACUCAUCUGAGAAAGCUGGACCUGAGCUUCAACAAUCCAGGAGACUCAGGAGUGGAGCAACUGUCUGCUGGACUGGAGAAUCCAGACUGGAGACUGGACUCGCUCAGGUCGAAGCCUGGUGGAGACCAGUGGAUGAGACCAGGUCUGAGGAAGUAUGUCUGUGAGCUCACCUUCGACACAAACACAGUCAACACCAACAUCAAGCUAGCAGACGGAAACAGGACAGGGACAUAUGUGGAGGAGUAUCAGCCGUAUCCUGAUCAUCCAGACAGAUUUGACAAGAGUCCUCAGGUGCUGUGUGAGACAGGUCUGACUGGUCGCUGUUACUGGGAGGUUGAGUGGGUUGGACUGGUGUACGUGUCGGUGAGCUACCGAGGAAUCAGCAGAAAAGGAGACAUGUCCGACCGCAGGUUGGGAAGGAAUGAUCAGUCCUGGAGUUUGGAGUGCUCUGAGGAUGGUUAUUGUUUCUGGCACAAUAACAAAGCCAUAUACAUUACCACCACCUCCUCCUCCUCCUCAAACAGAGUUGCAGUGUAUGUGGACUGUCCUGCUGGCACUCUGUCCUUCUAUAGUGUCUCUGGUGACAAACUGAUCAACCUGUACACCUUCACCUGUGCCACCUUCACUGAACCUCUUUAUCCCGGGUUUGGUUUGGGUUUCUGGCCCAACAGGUUCGGUUCUACAGCGUCUCUGUGUUCUCUGCAGGAAGAAGGAGGGUUGCCUCUGUCUGAAAAACUCUGAACACAAAAUCCACUGCGUAAAGAACAGUGCAGUGCUGUAGUGGAGGAAACCAAACCUUGAGUCCAAUUUGAGUCUGAAGUCCUCAGUGUUCAAAUCAGAGAGGAGUCUGAGUCAUCAGAGAAGAUUCUAAUCAAGUCCAGGUUGAGUCACUAUUACCUGAGUCUGAGGCCAUUGCUCAUUGAUGAUAUUGAUAUUUUUAUUACAAGAAGGGUGGCUGUUUGACUCCAAACUACUGACUGCCUGAUCCUGGACUGACUGUGGGACACUUUGGAUGUGUAGAAAAAACAUUUCUCCUGUCGUGUGUCUGGAGAUUGAAAUGAUCAAUGAAGUUACCCUGCUGUAGGAUGCACUUAUUGACUCUGCUGCAGGGGGAUGUCUUCAGGUGUCAAAGAAAUCCAAGAAGUCUGCCAAAGUUCGAGCUCGUCUUGAACAUGUUGCUCUGCUUUGCUGCAAUUAUUGUAAAAUCUUUGAUUGCAAAAUGCUCGAUUCGCAGCGUCUCUUUAUCCUGGCAGGGACUGUAGCUGAACAAGACCGCACAUGAACGUGCAUGCAAGGGAAUCCAUGUGCUAGCUGUGAACUGAAUACAUUACAUUAAUAAAUAUAUAUAAAUAUAGUCUAAUAUAAAAAUGUAUAUAUCAUUUUUAAGCUGGAGUCCUGGAAUUGAAGUUCUACAACACUGGAAUCAUGCAUCUGAUUUAAGCUAGCAUGAGGUCAAAGAGGGGGCGAGAGAGGAAACAUGAGGGACUCAUAGAAGUUAAAGGGAUACAAAAAAAAAUGUAGAGAUGCAUUAGUGUGUAUAUUCUGUUUUAAGAUUCAUCUUCCUUUAUUUUUUGUAUUAUUUAUUUUAAUAUAAUUUUAUUGUAGGUAAAACAUUUUAGGAGUCAAAUGGAGCUGCUUAUUUCUCAAAUCUGUUUAAGACACCUGAUAAGAAUAAGGCUGAAGUGCUUCUACUAAUGAAGCACGAUGAACAUGUUACAUAAAUAUAGUUCAUAUGAAAACCACACAGGAACCACAAAGUGCUUUCAUAUCUUGCUUUAGUUCCUGCCUGUUUAAGUUAUGAGUUAUCCUUUUGUCUUGUCCUGUGUUGCGUAAUAGUGAUUCAUGUCCGGUGUUACAUUAUCAUUCGUUACCUUUGUGUUCGCGUGGUGCUUGUGUGUUUGGUAUUUCACUUCCUACAUUGUCCUGCCUUGUGAUUGUGUGUCCUGCCUUCAUUGUCAACACCUGUGCCUUGUGACUUGUGACUUGUUAUUAAGGGUUGAAAAAAAAUACUUAUGACAGUAAAUAACUUUUCUAAAGAGUCUUGGUCACUCUAUGUGGACAACAACUUUCCAACUUUUCAUUAGUGAAUUUUCCAACUCAGAAACUUGUUUUUCCGAUGUGUCCGACAUCAUAUGAAUGCAGCAUCUCUAUGCUUCCUCCCUUCUGUUUCAGGUUGUUGUCAACAUUUUCAUGGUCCUUGUGGUUUUCUUUGUGACUUUUGUGGGGACUAUUUCAUUGUAAGUUUUCUUUGUUUUGCUUUUUGGAUUUUGUUAAUAAAAUCUUCAUCAUCUGCU